AUGGAGCUGGCACGGGCGCGCCGGGGCCUGCUGACCUUUGUGGUGGGUGGCGAGCCCUUCGAGGUGCCUUGGCCCUUCCUCUCGCUGCACUCGCCGGUCUGGGCCGAAAAGCUGGCAAAGGAGCCAGAGAAGAAGGUGAUUGAGCUGGAGGGGGAG
Messenger RNA from Effrenium voratum, 156 nucleotides. The record is from the annotation of a GenBank genome assembly. NCBI's taxonomy places the organism in Eukaryota, Dinophyceae, Suessiales, Symbiodiniaceae.